Molecule: messenger RNA, 804 nt
Organism: Fusarium fujikuroi IMI 58289
Lineage: Eukaryota; Fungi; Ascomycota; Sordariomycetes; Hypocreales; Nectriaceae
Product: related to cycloeucalenol cycloisomerase
Exons: 1
Coding region: 1-804 (267 amino acids)
Molecular function (GO): cycloeucalenol cycloisomerase activity
Source: RefSeq, a predicted model, not a curated record
AUGUCAACAUCAUCUAAGAAGAACCAAAUCUCUGCUCAAUAUCUCGAAGCCGACAAAAGAUGGACAGAGGGUCUGAUCCUUGCCCAAAGCCCUUUCUGGGUCAUCGCCGUGGCAUUCGUUAUGCUGAGUGGUAUCAUUAACACCUGGAACGACGUUGAUUAUAUGCUCUUCUCUAUUACCGUUGCCUUGCCCUCCAUACUUCUCCCAGCACUCCUAUCGAAACCUGGUGGUCGUCCAUGGUACCGCAGGUACUGGGUGAAACUCAACCUAUGGGUCUCGAUCAUAGUCUUCACGGGAACUUACUUCAUCUCUCACUACUUCUUCGAUCUUAUGGGCAUGCGAUACAUGUUCAACAACAAAGUGAAUUUCAGCUCUGCUGUUGCUGGUCGAACGGGUGGCGAAGUCCCUUUGUUCUUGUAUCCGCUUACGCAUGCAUAUUUUAUGAGUUACUUCACUUUCUUGUUGGUUGCAGAGCGCAAAAUUACUCGUCGAUUACAGCUUAGUCGUGUCGGACUUGUGUUUGUGGUGCUGGCCCUUUCAUACGCAGUUGCGCUCGGAGAAACAUUCUUCAUGGCGAGCCCUCUUCUUUCCAACGUGUUUCUCUAUGAGAAGAGAGAUCGAAUGAUGAAAGUAGGAACAUUUGGGUAUAUGAUAUUCUUCGUCACUGGCUUGCCUAUCCUCGGACGCAUCGAUAGCCGUGGCGAAGAUUGGCCUCUCAGCAGAGUAGUCACGGAAGCUCUUGCUGCAUUUGCAUGCAUACUGCUGUUGUUUGAGCUUUGGGCAAAGAUAAUUGGGCCUCUUUGA